GCCAUCGGCCGACCGUCCACGACUCCCUGUGCCGGAUACUCUUUCAUGGCACUGCAGAGGAUAUGUUCAGAAACGGUGCUAUUCCAAAACAAAUCGAUGUACAAAGACUUGUUAUUCACCCCGUAAUCCAUUCAAUUCGUCGCCAGUGCAGGGCCCGAACAAUCAGCCAGUGAGAUAGUGCGGAUCUGCGCACGGACCAGGUUCGCAUAUAGUACCAGUCUUUUCGAACUCAGCCCAAAUCCUGAACUCUAUCACUUGCUCUCAACCACCAUGGCCAGACGUCUCUAUCUUGGAAGAUUGCCCCCUGAUGCUCGCGCUGAAGAUGUUUCCAAGUUUUUCGACGGAUACGGGCGUAUCGUCGACUGCCGCGUAAUGACAGGUCGGUUGGGGCGUUGGACAACAAUAACGCCACUUAUUGAGAUAUUUUCAUCUCUAGGAUUCGGAUUCGUCGAGUUCGAGAGCUCCAGGGAUGCUGAAGACGCUCUUCACCACUUCAACGGCAAGGCCUUUAUGGGUACUAACAUUGUUGUAGAGUUUGCAAAGGAGAGCCGACCUCGUCGUGAUCGCGACGUUUAUGAAGCCGAUCGAGCUCCUCGUGCCAGACGGCCUCCUGGUUUCCGCUUGGUGGUUUCCGGUAUCUCUCGGGACACGAGCUGGCAGGAUCUUAAAGAUUUCGGUCGCGAAGCCGGAAGCGUCUCCUAUGCAGACAUCGAUCGUGACAACGCCGGUGAAGGUAUCCUUGAAUAUCUCUCCCGCGACGACGCCGAGCGUGCGGUGAAGGAACUGGAUGGCAAGGACCUUCGCGGCCAACCUGUCCGUGUCAGUCUUGAUGAGGGUCGCUCUGGCCCCGACAACUACCGCCGUGACGAUCGUCGUGAAGAAAGGCGUGACGACCGCUAUCGCGAUGAUCGUUACGGUCGAGAUGACCGUUACAAUCGGGAUGAUCGUGCCCCUCACAACAGACGCGAACGCUCCCGUUCACCUCCACGUCGUGCCGAUCUUGACGACCGUCGUCCCAGGUCUCCUCCCGCGAACAAAAGGGAGAUCGAUGAUAGAAGGCCUGUGGGUUACGAUGAUCGACGGUACGAUGACCGUCGAGGAGGCUAUGAUGACCGAAGAGCACCUGACCCUUAUUAUGACCGCCGUAGGGACGAUGACAGACGUCGGGACGACCGCAGGCGAGAUGAGAAGGACGAUCGCUUGGAGGAGCGACCUCCAAGACACGCCAAUGGAGAUAGUGGCUGGGCACGUUGAUUUUUUGUUGGGCAGUCCGCACGCACGGGGGGUUCUCGCGCGCGCGCAGUCAGGUUCUUCCGGUUUCGGGACUGUCAUCUUUCCUUUUGUCAAACAUGCUCUCCUCACGCUGGACCGCGUUGAAUGGGUUUCCCAGAAAAAAUUGGUCGAAAAUCGUUGUUGGUGGACAUGCUUCCUCUUGGAUUAGUUGCUGCUUGCUUGCUGGCCAUGAGUCGUUGUACCAAAAGGAGUCGUUUAUUUGCUCGAUCGGUUAUUAUCGCUUUCGCAUACCGUUCAUGGUUCGGAUUCCCAUGGGGCCAUAAGGAUUCUCCCGACUACCACGGGACCGUGGAGGUAGGACGAUCAAGCAACUCAAGUUGGUCUCCGCGAAUUCGGUGCGCAAGGCAUCGGAAGUCCUGAGUGCGUUCUGAAGUAUGCCCCGGGUGCCCGCUUGUGAGGAACAUUGCUAGGUUUGCCGUUUGAGCUGGCUAGACGGUACGGUAUCGCUUUCCCGAGUUCAAAAUGCCAUGCGCCUCGAGGCCUCAAAUUACGUCUUCCUGGAAUUUGAAUGAUGGAUCUGGCUAUUCUGGGUAGUGUAUGCUCUCACGAGGAAUCUUGCUGACUGUUCUUCUCGCCUUCCAUCAUGAUAUAUGCGCGCGUUCCUGUAUAGCGGUUGUACUUACAAUUGUACAUGGAAUAAUACAUAUGCAUAAACAACAUCCUUCCUCAU
This is a messenger RNA of Somion occarium, 1963 nucleotides long. NCBI's taxonomy places the organism in Eukaryota, Fungi, Basidiomycota, Agaricomycetes, Polyporales, Cerrenaceae. The record is from the annotation of a GenBank genome assembly.